AGCAAGUCGAACCGACUCGAGUUUCAUUCCAUCUCCGAAGAUGGCCUCUCCCUACGGCAUUCGAGUUCUCUAUACGGCCGUGUACGAAUGCUACAGAAGAUUCGACCGCCGACAUCCACCACCGAUCACCUUUUCGUAGGCACCGAUAGGUACAUGUACUUUGUGCUGUCAUGGAAUGCAGAGACACAGCAGCUUCAAACCGAAAAGAGCUUUGAGGAUCUAGCAGAGAAGGGAGCUCGUGAUAGUCAGUUUGGCGAUCGAUGUCAUAUCAACCCGAGCGGAGAAUUUAUGACAUUGGAGCUGUACGAAGGCAUGAUCACCGUCUUGCCCAUCGUACCACCGAAGAAGGGCAUUGCCGAAUCCGAAAUCGGGACGCUCGGUGAAGCAAUACAAUGCAGAAUACCGGAAAUGAGCGUUUGUUCGUCAACAUUUCUAUAUACUGCACGACAGGGUCCGAAAAAUCCACCGAAACUCGCCAUGCUCUACGAAGACCUGCAAGAGGACCGUAAGGUCGUGGUCAAGAACCUAUGGUAUACACCCGCCUUGGGUAGAGACGACGUGGGGUCGGUCGAAUGCAACUUUGGAGAUAAUGAGGCGCAACCGGCUCAUUAUUACGAUCGAGUGGAGAGUAGACCCCGGGUGGAACCACAAUCCAGUCACCUUCUACCGGUUUCCCUUCCCCCCUAUGGGAUGCUGGUGCUCGGGCAGGCUUCCAUCACCUGGAUCAACGAUACGAACAUGCACUCCGAAACCGAACCUUUAGUGGAACCGACCAUAUGGCUCAGCUGGGAGCAAAUCGAUUCACAACGCUAUAUUUUGGCAGACGAGUAUGGGCGAAUGUACAUGCUCAUGCUCCUGGUACAAUCCGACUCGAUUUCCUGGAAGUUGGAGAAGAUUGGUCAAACCAGCCGAGCAUCCACUUUGGUGUAUCUCGACUCUGGUUUAUUGUUCAUCGGAUCGCACGAAGGCGACUCUCAAGUGAUCCAGAUUCUAGAAGGAUCCAUCCAGGUGGUCCAAACCUUUGCCAAUAUCGCCCCGGUUCUCGAUUUCCAGAUUAUGGAUCUAGGGAACCGUGCCGAAGGUCAGAUGAACGAAUUCUCCUCUGGUCAAGCACGUCUUGUGGCUGGAAGUGGUGCAUGGAAUGGUGGGAAGCUCUGCAGUGUUCGAAGUGGAGUCGGGAUGGAAGAUCUUGCCGUCCUCCCGGAUGUUGAUCAGCCCACCGCCGUCUUUGCACUCAAAUCUAAGCUUGGAGAGUAUGUGGAUACCCUCCUAAUCACUUACUUGACGGAGAGCCGCGUGUUCUUUUUCGAGGAUGAUGGGGAAGUCAGUGAAGGAGACGAUUUCAAGGGCCUUGAGCUUUCUACCGCCACCCUCCUUGCUCGAAAUGUCGGUGACCGGAUUAUACAAGUCACGAACGACUCCAUCCGGAUCAACGAUAUUGAUAGUGGUAUGGUCACCUCGACAUGGGCUCCUCCGGAGAAUAAAAAGAUCAUUGCUACCUCGGCCAACGAUACUCACAUUGCCGUCUCGGUAUCGGGAACCACUCUCUAUAUUUUUUCCAUCGACACGCUCUCCAUCCAGAGUCAGAAAGAAUUCCCUCCCGAGUCACAGAUUGCGUGCCUAUCUCUCUCUCCUCUCCUUCCUGACAUUAUUUGUCUUGGGUUCUGGGGAACUGGGUGCCUAUCAAUCCUUCGGACGAGAGAUCUAUCCCCUGUGAAAGUCAUCCCUCUAGAAGAUCGAGUCGUGGAUACUUCUCCGAUUCCACGAUCCGUGCUCAUUGCGAAACUUGGACCGUCUCAUGACCCGACGCUCUUUGUGUCCUUGAGCUCCGGUUUGGUCAUUUCGUAUUCCAUUUCCAUCGUAUGCGAUUUCACAAAUCGAAAGUCCGUCAUACUCGGUACUCAAGCAGCGUCUUUUACUUCAAUCCAAAGACGAUUACGAGGGGAGUCGUCAGUUGAAAGCGUGUUCGCAUUGGCAGAUCAGCCUUCCCUUAUCUAUGCAGAGUUGGAUGAAAGUUCGAGGCAGUCCGAACCCCGACUUAUAUUCAGUGCAGUCACAGCAUCCACUGCGAGCGCGAUCACUCCGUUUAAUUGCGCGGCAUAUCCUUCCGCUGUUGCCAUCGCGACCGAUGGAGAAGUUCGGAUUUCUCUUGUUGAAUCAUCACGAUCAACCCAUGUGCAAUCACUUCGAAUUUCCGAAACCGUUCGUCGGGUCGGUUAUUGUUCGGAUCGAAGGCUAUUCGCCAUUGGCAUCAUUGGUCGACAGAUCGUGGAGAAUGUCGAAGAGAUGAGCAGUCGAAUCGCUCUUGUCGAUGAUUCCCUAUUCAAUGAGCUCGACUCGUUCAAACUUAAGGGCGAGGAACUGGUCGAAUCCGUGACAUGGGCGACCCUUCCGGACGGAGGAUCUGGAGAACAAGAGUUCUGCUUCGUCGGGACUAGCUUCCUUGAGAAUGAUCCCAACAAUGAAGAUUCUCGUGGAAGAAUCAUUGUCUUGGAAUGUACACAGGAUCGAGUCUUCAAAAAGGUCGCCGAAGUAGCACUGCGAGCACCAUGCCGAUGUCUAGUCGCCUGGCAUAACGGGGUAGCAGCUGGUCUACUCAAGGCGGUGACUCUCUUCAAUCUUCAAUAUAGCAGCGAAGGUCGACCGAAGCUUGUGAAACAGGCAAGUUACCGUACUGCAACUGCUCCUAUAGAUAUGGCCGUCCAUAAUCGAUCCGGAAAAUUGGUUGUUGCCGAUUUGAUGAAAUCCAUUGCUGUCCUCCAGUUCAUUCCAGGAAGGGUUGGCAUGCCGGAUCGACUCGAAGAAAUCGCGAGACAUGAUCAGACUUUGUGGAGUACUGCCGUUGCUGCUGUGGGAGAGAAUCAUUGGCUAGAGGCUGAUGCAGAAGGAAAUCUGUUCCUCUUGGAACGGGAUCCAGCCACUGAAUUGGAGCUGGAGAUGAAGAAGAUCCGUAUCAGCGCAGAGAUUCGACUGGGUGAGAUGGUGAAUAAGAUCCGAUCGAUUGAUAUUGGUGAAAGGGGGGGCGUGGUGGUGCCAAAAGCUUUUGCAGCGACGGCGGACGGUUCCAUCUACCUCCUCGCCCUGAUUCAGCCCAGUAUGCAAAACCUUUUGAUGCAGCUUCAGGACAAUCUUGCAGAGCUGGUGAAGAGUCCAGGAUAUGUUCCUUUCAUGCGAUAUCGAGCAGUGAAGACUCAAGUGAGAGAGGAGGAGAGGCCCAUGAGGUUUGUUGAUGGCGAUAUGAUUGAGCGGUUCAUGGAUUGCUCUAAAGAGAUCCAACAGAAGGCAAUUCAAGGCCUUUCUGUUGAUGUCGAGACAGUGCAGGCCAUUAUAGAGACAUUGAGGAGGCUGCACUAG
Molecule: messenger RNA, 3354 nt
Organism: Eremomyces bilateralis CBS 781.70
Lineage: Eukaryota; Fungi; Ascomycota; Dothideomycetes; Eremomycetales; Eremomycetaceae
Product: putative UV-damaged DNA binding protein
Exons: 2
Biological process (GO): proteasome-mediated ubiquitin-dependent protein catabolic process; DNA repair
Cellular component (GO): nucleus; site of double-strand break
Molecular function (GO): nucleic acid binding; protein binding
Source: RefSeq, a predicted model, not a curated record